AUGGUUACCACGGAAACCAGCGCAGGGUCUAUUCCAAGUACCGGGCUCGCGUGCGCAUUGGACGCACAUUCGCUCCGAUGGCGGCAGUUGAAGGUCGCCCUGGGAGGCCCUGCCAGCCCCACCGACUCGGACGCCGCCACCCGCCGCAUCCGCCAGUGGAUCGAGCCGUGCUGCCCGCCGCGCGCGCGACUGCGGUCCGCGGACGAGCUGCUGUGCGGCCCUGCGACGGACGAGCUGCUGCGCGGCGGCGAAAUCGAGGGGUGGCGGCGUGCGGGUCCGUUUCUGAGCGACGAGCUGCUGGGCGCGGAGCAGCUGACGGACGCGCUGCUGGGCAACAUGCCGCAUGACACAUGCUUCCCGUCUCGUCAAUACCCCGACGACCCCGUGUUGUAUGACUCGUUCCCCCUCCCAGAGGACGACAUGGAGGUCAAACCCCUCUGGGACCGAGGUCAAGCCCCUCUGGAGGUCCUCGCUCUGGAGUUUGAUACGCGUUUAGAGCCGCGGCCUCUGCCGCAGGGCCAGAAGCGAGUGACGGCUCUUCGCGUGCUUACCUGUCGAGACUGCGAUUCUGGCCUUCUGGAUCGGCUGGUGCUGCCUGUGGGGCAUCCGUGCGAUUGGGACCUUGUGAGUCUGCAGUCGCUCUCCGUUGUGGCGCUGCCAGAACGGGAGUCCUUCGACGGCGGCUGUUCGUAUCGGGAUCGCGAGAUUUCGAAGCAGCCCAGGAGUUGCAGAUGGGAGGAGAGUGAUCAGGUGGAACAGAUGAAUCAGCUUAUAACGGGUUGCCCACUCCUCCGCUCACUGCACUUCCAACUCAAUUCUGGCGAAUACCUCACUAUAAGGGAAGAGGAAUUUUCCCUCUUCUCCCGUCUCGCCCACCUCUCCCUCCCUCUCUCCGACCUCCCACCUAACCUCCUUCCCCACCUCUCCUCCCUCCGCUCCCUCCGUCUCUUUCUCUCUGCACCCCAGCACCUGCCCCUCCUCUCCGGUCGACCCUUCCACUCUCUUCCCCUCCUCGCCCUCCUCCACCUCUCCCUCGCCUCUCCCGCCUCAGGGCUUUCCGAGCCUUUCUCGCCGGACCUGUUUGCAGGGCUCGGGCCGAGCCUGCGGUCCUUGACUUUCCUGGUGUACGCAAAGCAGAAGGGGGCGGCCUUCUGCCGCACCAAACCUGGUUCCGCCAAACCUUCAACUGGUCCUACUCCUACCGAGCCUGCAACUGGUCUCACCGAACCUGCAACUGGUCUCACCGAACCUGCAACUGGUCUCACCGAACCUCCCUCGUAUCCCGAAGCAACUCCUUCCUCCAGCUCCCUCCGCCACCUCACUCUCAUGGGGACAGCUGGCGUCAUCCCAUUGGCUGUGUGGGGGCGCCUGUGCCCGCAGCUGCUGUCUCUCAAGAUCCAGGGCUCGCCCCACGUGGCUGUAAGGGGGUGGGGGGAGCAACUGGCGGAGGGUUAUGGGGAGGGGGACGUGGGGCAGGGCGCAUGUGGUGAGGGGGGGGGCGCAUGUGGUGAGGGGGAGGGCUCAUGGGGAGCAGCAGAGGAGGCAGCUGCGUGCUUCUUCCCUUCCCUGGAGGAGCUUGUGCUGCGCAACGUGACCACCCAUGCAUCGCAGCACACAGGGACAGAGCACACAGGCACAGAGCAGACAGGGACAGAGCAUAGAGCCCACACCCACUUGCACCAGGGGCACAGUCUGGCAUUCAUGGGUCGGCUGCCCCGCCUCACCCACCUGGCAAUCGACCACACCCACUCGCUUUCACAACCCCCCACCCGAACGCACGCCCCCACCAUCCUCCCGACCCUCCUCCCCAACCUCACCUUCCUCCGCAUCCACUCCCCCCCACCCGCCCCCCUCCGCGUGCUGCCCCACCUGCGCACACUGAUACUGGGGUCCUACCCUCACUCCUCGCGCUUCCUCUCCUCGCUUGCCCUCUUCCCCGCCCUCACUGCCCUCCGCAUCUUCAACCUCCAAAUGAUCAACUACCACUCCGCCCUCUCCUGCCCUCCCUCACUCAAAUCCCUCCAAAUCUGCUUCUCCCACCUCCCUCUCCUCCCCGACUCCCUCCACCUCUUCUCCUCCCUCACUCGCCUCGACCUCUUCCAGUGUUCCAAGCCCCUCGCCCUGCCCGCCUGCCUCUCCGCCUUCUCCUCCCUCGACCACGUGUCCCUUGGCCGCGGGUACGACCCUGUGCUGCCCUGCCGCCUCCAAGAGUACCUCCGGGGGAAGACCUGGGAGCGGGAGGACGCAGGGGAGGGGGGAGCGGAAGGAAAAGGGGAAUGGGAAGGGAAGGGGGAAGCAGAGGGAGAAUGGACGGAGGAGGAUAAGGAGGGGGGGGAGGAAGGGGAGGAGGGGCGGGAGGCGGAGGGGAUUGGGGAGGGGGAGGGGAAGGCAGAGGGUGAGGGGGAGGGGAAGAGGGAGGGGGAGGGGGAGGGGAUGCAAGUGCCAGCGGGGCAGGAGGUGGCGGUGAGAGGCCCGCCAAAGAACGCGAGUGCCACGAAUCCUCAUUCGCACAACCAAUCGCAGUUACCAGCAGAGGCGGUACCAGCGGAGGUGCUAGAAUCCUCGCUCCCCUCCCCCUCCUCCCUCGCCCACACCCUCACGCUCUACCCCAACCUCUCUGCACUCCUCCUCCCCAUAGUCUCCACCGCACCUCACCCCCUCAAACCCUCCCAUGUGCGCUCCCUCCUCUCUGCUGCCGCCGCCCUCCCCGCCCUUACCUCCCUCUCCGUGCUACUAGAGCCGGGCUUUAGGGGGGAAUACGACUGGGGAGCUGCGCAUUCAGGGGGAGAACGUUGCCGAUCGGCUCAAACUCCCCCCCUCUCUCUUCCUCUGCUGCACGCAUCUCACCUCUCUCUCCCUCCCUCUCUCCUGCCUCCCCUCCUCCCUCCUCCGCCUCACUCGCCUCACCUCUCUCUUCCUCGCCCUCCCUGUCGGUCACAUGCCCCCCAGUUCGCCCACUCCUCUCCCUUCGCCCGCCUCUCCUCCCUCCGCUCCCUCUCACUCCACGUGUGUGAGCAAGACAUCAGCAGCAGCAGCAGCAGUGGCGUGUCUUUGCAUGACAGCAGCUGGAGUGGGCUCUCAGAGGGCCUGCUGCUGGGCCUGCCGUUGUGCCUCUCCUCCCUCUCCCUGCACCUCCCCACUGCCACCAUGCCUGCCUCCUUCUCCUCCCUCACUGCCCUCACGCUCCUCGCCACCAACCUCUGGAUUCCGGGGCUGGAGGGCGGGGAGGACGAGGGAGACGGAGGGGUGGGAGAGGAGGAGUGGGAUGGAGAGAGGUGGGAGGAUGGCGCAGUUGAGGAGAAUGGAAUGGGCGAGGGAGAUGAGGAUGGUUGGUGCGAUGCUGAUUCGUGCCCCAACGGAGAUGAGGAUUGUUGGUGUGAUGAUGAUGAAGAGGGUGAACUCCACAACUCACUCGCUGCUUCACGCAUUCGCCACAACACACUGCUGCCUCUCUGCAACCUCUCUUCCCUCACGCUCUCCAGCUGCUGCUCUUUUCCCCCGCUCAUUCGCCACCUCACUCGCCUCACCUCCCUCUCCCUCGGAUCCUUCAGUACCGAUGGGAUAGGCUCUAGCACCCGAUCCUGCUCCCUCCACCACGGCCUCUCUCUCCUCACUCGCCUGUGGGAGCUCUCCCUCUGCUGCGACAGCUUCUCCCAAGAGCACCUUCCCCGCUUGCCCCGCCUACGCCGCCUCCACGUGCAAAACUACAGUGACAGCGUCGACAUGACCCGCCUGAUGGCUGCUGUGGCGCACUCUUUGGAGCAGCUGCACAUUGAUUGUCAAAUUGAUCUGUGCGAGACAGGAAGCAACAGAGGGUUGAGCUUCCGGAAGCUAAAGCUGCUACACCUGGAGUUCUACGCGCGCUUAUCUCGGGUAGACAUGUCUCUCGUCCCUGCCCUAGAACACAUGGUACUGACAGAGAAGGUCAAUGUGAACUGGGGGGUGGAGAGCGGUUUCUCGUAUAACCUCCGCUUCCUGCAAUUGGGCUAUGCUGUUAGACUGCCUAAAGACCCUGGUGGCCGAGAGCAUGAGCUGAUGCGGCUCACAGCGCUCACCACUCUCAUUGUCGACAAUGCAGACUACCGGGAUUUCCUUGCCGCCCUCUCCUGCUUCUCCUCCCUGCGCACCCUCCGCCUCUCCAACAUCACCCGAGGCUGCUCUGAGCCCCACUUCUCCUGCCCGCCUCUCCUCUCCACGCUUCAGAUCUGCUUCUCCGACCUGCCCCGCCUCCCCCCCUCACUCGCUCACUUCUCCCGCCUCACUCGCCUGGACCUGCUGCAUUGGCGCCGCCUGCACUCUCUCCCACCCUUCCUCUCCUCCUUCUCAUCGCUGCGCCACUUGAGAGUCACGAGCGAUGGGCCCAAGCCCACACACCCUGCUUGCCUGAAGGGAUUUCUUCGAGGCAGGGACUGGUACGAGUAUUCGCAAUGUGACGGAUGGGACUGGCACCAGCAUUUGCGUCAGUAA
Molecule: messenger RNA, 4467 nt
Organism: Closterium sp. Yama58-4
Lineage: Eukaryota; Viridiplantae; Streptophyta; Zygnematophyceae; Desmidiales; Closteriaceae
Source: the annotation of a GenBank genome assembly